CUUAUUUGAAAGAGUAUUACUCUACUUACUCCGUAUUAAUAAGUCAAUAAACACAUCACUCACACACAAACAACCAUAAAAAAACAUGUCUCCCCUCUAGAAAUUCUAAACAUCUUUUUUCAAAUUUAUACCAUCAUCAAAGUAUAAAAUUUGGUACUUCGUAUUUCUUACAAACCGACCAAACGAAUAUUUCCAAUGGAAGGUGUAGAAGAUGGAGGGGAGCUAGAAGGCGGCAGCUGCUGGGCCGAGUUGACUCAGGCAUGUCUCGUGAACAUCCUCUCGCGGCUCACCAUGGAAGAUCGAUGGAGAUGCGCCAUGAUGGUGUGCAAGCCAUGGUUGAACGCCUGCAAGGACUCGUCCCUCAAUUCGGUUUUCGACCUGGAAACCCGCUUCGGCCGCGCCGCCGAGUUGCCUCGAUUUUGGACUCCGGAGUUUGAGCGCAGAGUCGAUUCCAUGCUCCGAUCCGUAGUUCUGUGGAGCGAUGGCUCCUUGACUGAAAUUCGAGCCCGACACUGCUCGGAUCGAUCCCUCUCUCUGGUCGCCGGAAGGUGCGCGAAUAAGAUGCUAACUUUUCCUAUCCAUUAUGAUUCUGUAGAUUGGAUUGAAUGAUCAAUUAGUUUUUUGCAUUG
This is a messenger RNA of Cuscuta campestris, 629 nucleotides long. NCBI's taxonomy places the organism in Eukaryota, Viridiplantae, Streptophyta, Magnoliopsida, Solanales, Convolvulaceae. The record is from the annotation of a GenBank genome assembly.